Molecule: messenger RNA, 2720 nt
Organism: Musca domestica (house fly)
Lineage: Eukaryota; Metazoa; Arthropoda; Insecta; Diptera; Muscidae
Gene: Vps35
Product: vacuolar protein sorting-associated protein 35
Exons: 10
Coding region: 205-2664 (819 amino acids)
Biological process (GO): retrograde transport, endosome to Golgi; intracellular protein transport
Cellular component (GO): late endosome; retromer complex; retromer, cargo-selective complex
Source: RefSeq, a predicted model, not a curated record
AUAAACUAAUAAUAGUUCCAACAGUAUCUUUCCGUGAAUUGCUCAUUGAACUCGUUCUGAACGGCGACGAACGAUAAGAAAAAACGCCUAUUCUGGGAUUGUACAAAGAUAAUAUUUAAUAUAUUUGAUUUGUAUUAUAUUACAAUGAUUUUCCUUGUAACUGCAUGAAUUCCCAUUCUAUUCUGUUCGACUACGUACAAAUUGAUGUAUCCUUGGAGUUCGGCAUCGUAUUCUCCGACUGGCGUCAUUACUAGCACGACAAUGCCAAAUACAAUGGAUGACCAAGAAAAGUUGUUAGCAGAAGCUAUUGGUGCUGCACGCAAGCAGGCUUUCCAAAUGAACCACUUCUUGGACAAAGAUCGCAUGCUUGACGCAUUGAAAUGUGCAAGUGCAAUGCUAAGUGAACUUCGUACAUCGAUGUUGUCACCUAAGAGUUAUUACGAGUUGUAUAUGGUUAUUACGGACGAACUAUGUCGCCUGGAAUUGUACCUGAGCGAGAAGGCAACAAAGGAGACCGACCAUUAUGAACUCGUCCAGUAUUCGCACACAAUUGUACCUCGUCUUUAUUUGCUUAUAACCGUUGGCAUUGUUUACAUAAAAAACGACCCUUCAUUGAAGAGAAGCAUCCUCAAGGAUUUGGUGGAGAUGUGUCGCGGAGUGCAGCACCCACUUAGAGGGCUUUUUUUGCGAAACUAUCUUUUACAAUGUACCAGAAACAUACUGCCCGAUGUUUUAGUAGCUGAAAAUGAGCAUGAAGGCAAUGUGUACGAUGCCAUUGACUUUGUAUUGACUAACUUCGCUGAAAUGAACAAGUUAUGGGUGCGCAUGCAACACCAAGGACACUCUAGCGAGAAAACUCGUCGGGAAAAAGAAAGGGAAGAACUAAAGAUUUUAGUUGGGACAAAUUUGGUACGUUUAUCUCAAUUAGAGUCGGCGUCCCUGGAGAUCUAUCAACGUUUAAUAUUGCCUGGAAUUUUGGAGCAAGUGGUUAGUUGUCGUGACGCCAUUGCUCAGGAAUACCUAAUGGAGUGCAUUAUUCAAGUAUUUCCCGAUGAAUUUCACUUACAAACACUAGAUCCAUUUUUGAAAUCUUGUGCUCAGCUCCAGCCUGGGGUUAAUGUGAAAAACAUAAUUAUAUGUUUAAUAGACCGUUUAGCGACAUAUAAUCAGCGCAGUGGUAAAAAUAGCGGCACAGAUAUCGAAUCGAUUAUUCCAGCCGAGGUGAAGUUGUUUGAAGUCUUUAGCGUACAGGUGGCCAACAUAGUGCAGAAUCGUUCUGAUAUGCCGCUUGAAGACACGAUAUCCUUACAAAUCGCUUUAUUAAAUUUGGCACAAAAAGUCUACCCGGAUCGUAUUGAUUAUGUGGACAAGGUGUUGGGGACAACGGCACAGAUACUUGAGAGUCUUAAUAUGAAUAACAUAUCACACCUCUUGUCAGUAAAUCAAGAAUUGUCACGACUACUUCGCAUUUGCAUUGAUUUCUAUAAUAACGCCUUAACAGUUAUUCAACUGACAAAUUUUUGUCCAUUGUUGGGUAAAUUUGAUUAUACCUCCCGAAAAACGUUGGCCUUGUAUUUAGUUAUGAAUAUCUUGGAAUUUGAGACAUUAAUUCCAACAGCCGAACAAGCUGAAGCUGUUCUCAACAUUAUAGCGCCGUUGAUUAAGGACGACGAAACUGUAAUUAUUAGUAAGGGUCAGGAAGCAGUGGUAGAUCUCGAUGAAUUUGCCGAAGAACAAGGAAUCGUGGCACGUUUUGUGCACAUGCUGAAAUCGGAUGACCCUGAUAUGCAAUAUAAGAUCCUACAAACAGCCCGCAAACAUUUGGGGGCUGGGGGGCCACAUCGCAUCAAACUUGUUUUGCCACCUUUGGUUUUCUCGGCAUAUCAGCUGGCCUACAAAUACAAAGCUCAAGAAUUCGAACAUGACGAUAACUGGGAUAAGAAGUGUCAGAAAAUUAUUCAGUACUGCCAUAGCACUAUUUCUGCCCUUGCUAAGGCAGAUUUGGCAGAGCUAGCACUACGUCUGUAUCUACAAGGGGCUCUGGUUAUUGGAGAAAUCGGAUACACAAAUCAUGAAACUGUGGCCUACGAAUUCAUGACUCAAGCCUUCUCUCUCUACGAGGACGAAAUAUCAGAUUCGAAGGCGCAGCUAGCUGCCAUUACACUCAUAAUGUCAACAUUAGAACAAAUGAAAUGCUUUGGUGAAGAGAACGCAGAUCCUCUGCGCACAAAUUGCGCUUUAGCAGCAUCGAAGCUCCUCAAAAAACCAGAUCAAUGUAGGGGCGUUGUGGGAUGUGCUUCUCUCUUUUGGAGUGGAAAGAAAAAUGGCGAAGAAAUGCGAGAUGAGAAAAAGACAUUGGAUUGUUUAAAGAAGGGGGCGCGUAUAGCUUCCCAGUGUUUGGAUAAUGGCGUACAAGUCCAGCUGUAUGUGGAACUCUUGAAUCAUUACCUUUUCUACUUUGAACGUGGUAAUUCCUUAAUUACUGUCGCUAUGCUCAAUCAAUUGAUUGCAAAAAUAAAUGAGGAACUUCCGAACUUGGAGCCGAGCGAAGAAACCAAACAAAUUGAGAUGCACUACAAGAAUACUUUGGCGCAUAUUAAAAGUCGUAUGGAAUCCAACGAUGCUGGUUUAGAAGUGUCUUUUGCUGGUAUAUCAAUAAAUUGAAUAGCAAUUAUUGUGCAAAGCAUCAUUAUUAUAGUAAUAGAGACAAUGCUGUUUUA